Molecule: messenger RNA, 186 nt
Organism: Polychytrium aggregatum
Lineage: Eukaryota; Fungi; Chytridiomycota; Chytridiomycetes; Polychytriales
Exons: 2
Biological process (GO): negative regulation of transcription by RNA polymerase II; positive regulation of transcription by RNA polymerase II
Molecular function (GO): RNA polymerase II cis-regulatory region sequence-specific DNA binding; DNA-binding transcription factor activity, RNA polymerase II-specific; zinc ion binding
Source: RefSeq, a predicted model, not a curated record
AUGGCCGUGCCGGUCUCGCUCCAGAAGGACCAAGUCUGUGUCAACUGCGGCACCACCCAGACGCCGCUCUGGCGGCGAGACGACCAGGGAAAACCCACUUGCAAUGCCUGCGGCCUGUACUUUAAACUGCACAACACCCACCGUCCCAUCAGCAUGCACUCCUCCGUCAUCCGGAGACGCAAGCGC